UUGCUCUCCCCACCUCGCCUUGCCUGCGUCCGGCCACAGCGUCUGCUACGGAAGGGGGAGUUCGAGCUCCUGCGCCUGGCGGGCCCCGAGCUAGUUGCGACCGUAGCAACGGUGUGAGCGAGAGCUGUUCGCGCAGCCCCGGGAAAGUGAAGCCAACGCGAUCGGCAGUUCCGUGGCGAGGACGAUCGGUGCGCAAAGUUACAGCUGAACUCGUACCACGUCACGUACCAUCAAGAAGAUUGUCUUCGACACCUCAGCCGCAGAGCUCCCUGUGUAACGAACUGUGGUGCUGGCUUAGGCCUCAUUUGUUUCUUUCUCGAUCGUCUCCUGUUGAAUAUCUUUGAGCUGUUCAUUCGGCACGCGAACUGUGACGGAAAGCACAUCGUUUCCAACUCGGUCCGGGGUCCAGCCCGUUCCUUGAUGCCUUCCAGCCUGACUCGUCGGUCGGCAACUGCUGAAGACUCGGUCUACAAGGCAGCGCGACGCAGUCACCGAAGUCACUUAGAAUGUGACGUCGGCGAGACCUAGGAGUCCUUCGUGAGCGCGCCCGCGGCAGCAAGUUUCAACGCAGCGGCGGCGGCGCAAAGAACUCGGCGCUGCUUCAACAGUGCUGUUUUUCCAUCAAGGACAACUAACAUCAAUACAGCCUGUGAAAGACCAUUUGAUGAUCCUCUUCAGACAGGGUUGAUUGGUGCCACAGAACGUGAUCAGAGAGAACCUAAAGACCAGGAAGAUGCUGGAACUCAGCGACAACGAUCGCCUGAUUCUGGUGGCCUCUUGCGCGGGACUCGUCACGGCCACUAUCCUGGUCACCGUGUGCGUGGUGACACCCCACUGUUGGCUCUAUCGCUGCAUCUGGGGCCGAGAGGAAGAGAAGGAGAAACGCAAGAAGCUCUACUACGGCACUGACGUGAUCCCCCUGCCGGCAUGUCCCGUAUCCACCAAGUCCGUGCCGGCCACCGGGGACGGAAAGGGCGCCGACGGGGGCGGACUUGUGGGGGCCACCGGUGGCGUGGGCGGCUCCAUCGUCCUGCUGCCUUUCGUGCGCAGCAGGGCAGCCAGGGACUCCACUUACAGCAGCAUGUCUACAGCCAGCAGUCGCGGAGAGGCGUCGGUCUACCCUUUUCCUGCUUGCAACGGCUGUUCGCAGAGUGACAAUUCAGGUGACGUGGUUGGCAGUGCGGAAGGCCUGGAGGAGGCGCCGCCAAUGCUGGGAAAGGUGACAAUACUGCUCAAGUUCCAGCCGUCCUCGCCCACCGUGUCGUCAUCGCAGGGAUUUCCAGCUGGAAAACUCUUCAUCACAAUAAGGGAGGCGCAGAACCUUCCACCUAAGCCCCACGGUGUCGUGUGUGACCCGUACAUUACCUGUAAGGUAAUAAAAGGCCGCAUCAAGAAGCCGCGACGUGGCAGCGCCGGCCUUCGGCGGCCCAGCUGCAUCAGCCUCGGCAGCUCGGGUCACUGCCUGGGCCAGUACCAAACGCAGACCAAGCGCAAGACGCAGAGCCCCCUCUACAAUGAGACCUUUUCGCUGGACCUGGCCAGGGGAGAGUUGAAGGACUCGUCCCUUUACCUGGCCCUUUACGACAUGGACAAGUGUUCCAAUGACACCGAAGUGGGGGAGGCGAUCGUUCCCCUGAAAGAAGUCGACAAGUUGGUGGAAGAUCCCACAGAUCACAUGCUAGAAUUGGAGCUGAAGGAACCUAAGCAGUACAAGGGAGAGAUUCUGUUCGGGCUGAGCUACCUGCCUACAGCCGAGAGGCUCACUUUUACCAUAAUGAAGGCCAGCAAUUUGACAUCGCCCAUGAACAACCUGGAGUCUUUCUAUCCGUGUGUUCGCGUGCUCCUGUUCCAUAGUGGGAAGCUUCGCAAGAAAAAGAAGACAGCCGCCCAACAUGCUACGCUUUGUCCUGUCUACAACGAGUCGCUGACGUUCGACGUGCCGCAGACUGAGCUGGACAACGUUGUCUUUCUGGUCGUGGUCAGCCACCGGGACCCCUCCCAGACCGUUUCCUCACCAGAGUCACCCACGACUCCCGUGGCCGGAGCCCCGCAGCAGCACGUCGGCAAAGUGAUCGUCGGAGCCUGCGGCCGCGGCAGCGUACUCCACCACUGGAACGCCAUGAAACAGAGCCCGCGCAAGCAGGUCACCCAAUGGCACACGCUCCGGUGAAUGGACACGUUUCGCGCGGCGAGUGCAGACUGGUAUGGACUAACUUGUGUGGACAUUACAGGAGGGAAAAAAGGCAGUGAGCACGUUGAAAUAUCUGAAGCGAUAUUUGCUUACGUGCAAACACCAGAGUUACCCUGGGGCAAUCGCACUCCUCGCAUGUGCUUCGAAAUUGUUAAACCAAGGCAAUUGAUCUGCACAAUUUGGAGGAGUGGCCAUCAUAGGUGCACGUGCACUUUGUGAGCGACAUGUCAGUGGUGUUUUAAUAGCACAUAUGAUUAGGUAGAAAGAAACCCUCUGAUGGAUCUGAAUAUACACAGGAAUGGCAAUUGAUGGUAUUGUGAAAAUGAAACUGGUACUGCGAUUUCCUUCCAAUACCCACCCACUCCUGUAGUCUUGUACGAUUACUCAUGUCCCUAUUCCUGUUGGAAACUGACUGAGAGCAUUUAUGGAGGCUAUCAACUGUAGUUUACGAGUCUCAUAAACAAUGACAAUGUGGCAUUGUUUGUUUCCGAACUUAGGAUGCCGUCUUCAUUGAACAGCUGGGAAUUGAGUCACCCAAUGCCAGAGACAAACUUCCUACAUUCGUUAACCAGUCACAGCAUGCCGUUUGUUGCCAUCCUGGUUUAUUACGGUUCAUUUCCUUUCAAAAUUCAGUGUAUAUUGUCAGACUUGCAUGCCAGCACGACCGUUUCGUUUGGAGAAAAAAAUCCCCGAGUUAUUAGACAACUUCCGAGUGCACAGCUAUAUGUUCGGCAUAAAAUGCACUCGAUUUUUUCACUUUGGAGUGGCGUGGUGGUGGAGACAGUCAGAGAGCAGUAGUAGCGGACGAUACCAAGUAGGAAGGUACAUCGAUUUUCUGUGGAAUCCUUUCUUCGGGGCAAGAGCGUUCUCGCUAUGAAAUGACCAUCAUAAGAAGGAAAUUGUUACGAACUUCAACUCGGGUCUCCAUUCCAAUAUAAACUUAUUUCUUUAUACGCAGAACACAUCACUCUGGAUUUACAUAAACCACAAGGAGGAGGAAUAGUGGCAGUUUCAUCUCAUGACGUUGCUUUAUAAUUCACACGAAAUAAUUGUCGUGUAAUAUUUUGUCACUGUCCACGUUUUUUGGCGUAUGUUGACAUGCAGUAACUGUACUAUCGUUCAUUUUAAUUACUGUAGUCACAAAGUUGGGCUACUAUGCUCAAGAAGGCGUAUUCGAUUCCCAGCCGUCGUGACUGCUGUACUAUUUGAACUAAACACAAAAAGAAAAAAAAACUACCUUGUACUUCCACGUCAGUGCACUUUACAGUUGUCCUCAAUUAAUUUUGAGUCCUCUGUUGUAGCAUGACUCCUUAUAAUGUAUUUAUUUUUCUACGCAAUACCUGAGAAAAAAACUAUCAUUAACCAUACUUAGAAAAUUAGGGAACUGUGAAAUUUAGACAAGCAGGUUGGCUGCUAUCUGUCUCAAUGCUUAUCAGCUCUCGCGAACAGUUUCAUUGAUAGGUAAAAUUCGGGCAGGAAACUUGUAGUGUACAAAUCAUAUUCUUUGAAAAGUUUUGAAGAAAUCGCAACCAGCGAAGCAUUCCCCAUCCUGUGUGCUAGACUAUAGGCCAACUCUGCACUAGUACACUAAAGUGGUAUUCUAAGCGAGUGCUCAAACUCAUGGCCAUGAAAAACCAAUUUUGGAGAAACAACUAUAAGCGGCACUAUAUCUACAUAAACUAUGGCAUUUUUAUUGGCUAUGUAUGUUUUAUGCUAGGAUCGAUUUUUGAAAAAAAAAGUGCAUGCAAUGUGGUAAAAUUUAGUCAACAUGGACGUGGCAUCUGUUAUGUAUAUACAGAGAUGUACCUCUUAAAAGUUCAAAUUUGGAUAAAAUACUUGAUUUGUGAUACUAUACUGACUGUUUUUUAAUCUCGAAGACUUAUCACUUUUUACUGUCUAGAAGUACCUCAGUUCCGUUGGGAGGGGAACUGAUGAAGUUGUCGUAAAAACGCGACACAGUUGAUCAGCAAAGGCACGUUUGAAUUUUUUGCUUGUGCUCCUCCUCAUAUGCACUACUCGAAUAAGAGGCAAAGGAACAAUGAGUUGUUGUUUUACGGCAUAUUUAUUGUUCAAGAGUGAGAAUCCAGGCUUGACGUUCCAACACUACAGCAUGAUGCUUUGGAGAUGUUAUAGUUCCUUUGUCUACAUGUAUGCCUCAUAAAAGUACCUCCCAUGAAGUAAUUGUUUCCUCCUUCUCCUUCCUAACUCAUACCACAAAAAAUUUAGGACAUAGUUGGUAACAUUCUGCAUGGUUAAUUGGGGCUACAGGCAUGGUGAAAUAUUUUGUGAAACCCUUUAUUGAAGACCCAAGGUUUAUGACACAGUCAUCGUGAGCUUCGGUACUAAUUGCUGAUGCUGGAAAUGCUAACUAGUGACGUUUUGAAAUAUCAUUGAAAUAUCUGUGCUGCCUUGACACAUGUUUUUUGUCCUUUGGAUGUCCUUUUUCUUCAAACAAUAACACUCCCGUUUCGUUGCGGAAGAAGAAUAUGUUUGAUGUAUAGCUACCUUCCCCAUACACUGUGCUCGCAUGACAGGGAUGUAUUCUCGCUGUGAAACAUCCAAGUCGACACAAGUUGACAAACUUUUCAUAUUCUGCUAAUGAAGUUUCUCGCAUGUGUAUACUUGUACACUUCUUUUUUUGCAUGGGGCAAGUGCAUCUAAGCAAGCAAGUUUAUGGUAUUGCAAGAAGUAUAUAAACAACUGAAUACAGAAAUAAAUUAGUAACAAUUGCCUGUGAAAAAACAAGUGGAAAACACUGAAAAUAUUAGAACAUUUUUUCUCUCACAAUUAAUAAUAUCUGAACUUCUGUGACAUCUACAAUAUAAUACUAUUUUAAUGUUAAUUUGCGGAAACAAAAGUUCAAUUGGACACUUCCUCGCGAUUUUCAGAUCAAACUGCAGAAACGUUUACUUUUUUUGUUGCUUACCACUAAGGCACCUGAACUCACCAGCUUUAUGCGUAAGAGGGGUUUCAGUGGCGGUUCUUUAAUUUUGUCACAAGGUGCCUAUUUCAAUUGUAAUCUGCAGUUACAUUUUUAAAAGGACCUUUAUGAGUGUUUUGCAGCUUGUUGUGCCACCAGUAUUUCUGGUGCGAAUAAGUUGCUUGCCAUGGUCAGGAUUUAUUUCUCGCAGCUUUUCCUUCACUUGUUAACAUUUGCACUGUUGUUGAAAGGAGAUGGAAAAAUGAUGUCUCACACAGUGAGAAUUGUAAUUCUGUUUUGUAAAUGCCAGUGUUGGAUGUUGGAUAGCAUAUAUUUCAAGACGGACUCCUGUAAACUUAAGAGGCUUUUCUCGCAAAGUCGGUAGGACCUGCGACCAUGGAUCUGUCAAAAGUCAGAUAAACAGGAUGUACUCGUUAGAGAUGUUUCCCAUUUCGUACAAUAGUUCUUCAGUUAAAAUAAAUAUGGUGUCUGGGCUUC
This is a messenger RNA of Rhipicephalus microplus (southern cattle tick), 5609 nucleotides long. Its product is annotated as synaptotagmin-1. NCBI's taxonomy places the organism in Eukaryota, Metazoa, Arthropoda, Arachnida, Ixodida, Ixodidae. The record is from RefSeq and is a predicted model, not a curated record.